This is a messenger RNA of Dunckerocampus dactyliophorus (ringed pipefish), 3428 nucleotides long. It is a transcript of the gene rab41, whose product is annotated as RAB41, member RAS oncogene family. The record is from RefSeq and is a predicted model, not a curated record. Gene Ontology annotation, molecular function: GTPase activity; GTP binding. The coding region runs from base 240 to 875 and encodes 211 amino acids. Lineage: Eukaryota; Metazoa; Chordata; Actinopteri; Syngnathiformes; Syngnathidae. The transcript is spliced from 8 exons.
ACCAUUAAGCAAACUUAAAUUCUGCAGAUUUUUGCUUCAACUGUUUAUUCUCAGCUAAAGCCUCAAGGUUGCGCUGUUACACUUCUGUAGGUUUGAAGAAGAAAAAAGGAAAAUGAACGGCAGGCUAGUGAGUGAUGAGGAGGAUCCACGACUGCUGCUCUCCUCUCUCCCAGUCUAGACAUCACAUCAUUUACCCGAGCCGGCAAAUUAGUUAGCUGCUUCCAUUUGUUUUGGACAAAAUGUCUACCACAGCCGGCGGCGGGGAGUUUGGCAACCCUCUACGGAAGUUUAAGCUCGUUUUCCUGGGCGAGCAGAGUGUGGGGAAGACCUCCCUCAUCACCAGGUUCAUGUAUGACAGCUUUGACAACACUUACCAGGCAACAAUUGGUAUUGACUUCUUGUCAAAAACCAUGUACCUAGAAGAUCGCACGAUUCGGCUGCAGCUUUGGGACACAGCAGGACAGGAGCGCUUCCGCAGCCUCAUCCCGAGUUACAUCCGAGACUCGGCCGCUGCAGUUGUGGUUUAUGACAUAGCCAAUCUAAACUCCUUCCAACAAACCUCAAAGUGGAUCGAUGACGUUCGAACAGAGAGAGGAAGCGAUGUCAUUAUCAUGCUUGUUGGCAACAAAACAGACCUGGCGGAUAAAAGGCAAGUUUCUGUUGAGGCGGCAGAGAGGAAAGCUCGUGAGCUGAAUGUGAUGUACAUAGAGACCAGCGCCAAGGCUGGCUAUAACGUCAAACAGCUGUUCCGUCGUGUGGCGGCCGCACUGCCUGGAAUGGACAGCACAGCGGAGAAGAGCAAAGAAGACAUGAUCGACAUCAAGCUGGAGAAGCAGCCGGAGAUGACGGUCACCGAGAGCAGCUGCUCGUGCUAGUACACAACAACCCCCACCUCCUGUCUCCCCCCGAGCUCACCGACUCCACAGAGGACCGGGUUUCGUCAUCCCCCCCCCCCCCCAACACACACACACCACCACCACCCACCAUUCUACUCACCUCAGCGACGUUUCACAGUCUCCACGUGGAUGUGCAUCCAAACAUUGAAAUGGAAGGAAUUAGCUGACAUGUUUUCAUCCAGUUGCAUGGCAUAGCUAGACGCUUAUUGGGUUAUUGCACAAGCUCACGUUCUGUGCUCUUUUCGUCGUUGUUGUAAAGUGCGACGUUUGGUUCUCUGCUUCUUUUUUUUUUUUAUAGAGAAGUUUGCCUGACGCUCUGAGAUAGCUGCUUGUUUCUCAACUUGUAUUUUAAGGAAGUAGAGACAGGAUUUUACUAAGCAUCACACUUCACACACAAGAUUUUGUCUCACUUCAUCAUGCACUCAUAAGUUAAGGAGGUUCUAAAUAGAGCUUCAAAGUGCAAAAAGAAGAAAUGGGAGUGACACAAACAAAGAAGCAAAAGUGAAAGCUAAAUGUUGCAAUAGCUGCACAGUUCUUGUUGAUGAGGUGAAACAUGGCUGUGGUCGUGCUUGAUGCCAGUGUUUCCAGGAGGCUAGUGGGAAUGUUGCUCCAGGUGCUGAAGAUGGCUUCACUGUCUGGAACUCAUGUCCACUUUUGUAAAUCCAUCCCCAAAUGUUCUUCGUUGGAUUUGGAUGAGGGGAACACGCAGGAUGGUCCAAAAGAGUGAAGUGCAGCGUUGUCCUGUUGAAAAAGCCAGUCAUUACCACACAGACGAGGGCCUUCAGUCAUGAGGGAUGCCCCCCCACAACAUCUCCACAUAGCCGGCUGCCGUUUGACGCCCCUGCACGACCUGAAGCUCCAUUGUUCCACUGAAGGAUCAUGAUGGUGGAAAACAUCUCAGGUUGUCAUGCCAGUAACGUUGGAAGCCAUCAGGACCGUCAAGGGAGAAUCAAACUUUCUUCCACCUUUCAAUGUCCCAUGUUUGGUGCUCUCCUGCAAAUUCCAACCUUGAAGGACACGAUGACUUUGAAGAUGUUGUUUCUUCUCUGGCAGAUGACGUCUGAUGGUUAUCGGACUGCACUCGGUACCAGUAACAACCUUCAUUUGGGCCGAGGAUGGUCCCGUGUCCUGUUGGACAGACGUUUUUUUGCGUCUACCACUUGACGUUUUUGUUCCAUGGGGAUGUUUUUGUUCAGUUGAAAUGAGUGUCUUACUGCGUCCAACCUCAGCAGCAAUGGUGGCUGCCAGAGAGAGGCCUUGCUUAUGCAGCUCAACAAUCAAAGACAGAAAGCUUUGUUGCCUUUGCCAUCAAGAGAUGAUGACAGAGUGAAUACCUGACACUACAUCACAUUCAAUCCACAUUUUUACCAACAUUUAAAGGCUGUGCUCUUCCACUUUUGAUCAACAGCCUAUUUCACUUGAAUGCUUCUUUUUGUCUCCUCCCAUUUCUUCCUUUUGCAUUUUGAAGCUCUCCUUAGAACCUCCUUAAGAUCCCACAGUGCAGAAUAUACGUCCUUGUAAUUUUUCAACUGGUCUUAAAAUUUUGGAGGCAUUAAGUAGACUGUCGUGUGAAUAUCAUGUCAGACCCCAAAUACCAAGCAAAACAUCAACUACUUUCACCCCAAAUAACCUGAAACUGUUGUCAUAACAUCCUUCCAACUACUUCCAGCCAGUGCUAGUUCCGCCAUGCAUACUAACAUUGGAGUAAAAAGCACUCCGCCAUAUCAUGCAUCCUUGGUGGUGUUGAUUCCACACUCAUCACAUCGCCUGCUCGCCAUGCAGGAUUUCUAUGGAAGACAAUACAGAUGCCUUGCUUGUUUUUUUCUUCACCGACGUUGUGCACUGAAUCAAGCCACAAUAUUGUAAAAUACAUGAAUGGGGAAGCGGGCCGACUGGUCCGUGGCUUGGUACUGGUCGUUUUGUAGAGCAGGUAGAGAUGGCCAGAUUGUCCUCAAAAACGCUUACUAACAAAAACACCCUUGCUGUAAAAAAAAGUGUUUAAAAAAAGCAGCUAGUUGCGGUAUCCUUGGCUGUAUUGCUAAAAUUGCUUGUGUAGGACUGUUGUUUUUAUGUGAUUAUUUAUUCAGUAACUGGGUCAUACACAUAAACAUUGUUGGCUUUUGACCAAAAGUACAGAUGAUGAAGCGCAUGAUGAAAAUAUUUUAUUUAUUUGUGUGUCUGCUGGGAUUCUCUCACUCUUAUCAAUUCUUGCAGGUGUGUCGUCGCGGUAACACUGUUUACAGUCAACUUCGUAAAGGCUACACACACACACACAGUGGACCACAUAGAUUACUGAUUUAGCCAUAGCAUAACUUGGUUUGAAAUUACAUUUGAAUAAUUAAUGGAUUUAGCUCUUUAGCUAUGUCUUGCCACAAGUUAAUACUCCAGCUUGGUGUCUGUCCACUUGAAAUACGCUGUCUACUCGUGUUUGUGUCAAUACUAUUUAAUAUCUGCUGUGUACAAAAGGAGAGCUAAUGACACAAGUUGUAGGCCUAUCACAAGGAGAAAAAUAAAAGUUAUUUCACCAAACAA